UAAAGCCAAGCCGCUACAGAGACUAGAGAGAGAGAGGAGGGUUAUGUCGGAGGCAUAUUACUGUGCGAGGGAGAAGAAACCCUGUGUGGGUUGGGUAGAGAAGUACUUCAAGGACUGCCUUUGCAACACCAAAGACAAGUACUCGUUCGGUUUUGGAGUAAUGAGUCUGGUUUGUUGGGGAGUUGCGGAAAUCCCUCAAAUCAUAACUAACUUCAACACCAAGUCUAGCCACGGCGUUUCACUCACUUUCCUCCUCACUUGGGUCGCCGGUGAUGCAUUCAAUCUUGUGGGUUGUCUUCUGGAACCUGCAACGUUACCCACUCAGUUCUACACUGCUCUGCUCUACACGAUAAGCACUCUUGUACUGGCGCUGCAAGGCUUAUACUAUGAUCACGUAUACAGGUGGUGCAAACGCAAACGAAUGGACACUGUAGACCAACAGGAUGGGGACGAGAAAAGGCCUUUGAGAUCCAAGACAGCCGAUUCAGGAAUACCAAUACCCAGGGGCCCACCAAAACCAACUCCUCGCAGGGAGUUCUAUUAUACGUCAGCUAGAUCUCUGGCUGGAAGUGGUACGCCACCAUUUAGAACAUACUUAAGGGUAGCUAAAAGUGGUCCUCCGGCAAUGGAAGUUGACAGCGAUUCGUCGUCUGAAGAUGAGACAACCACUACCACUCCUGCUCCAACUAAUAGAACUGUUAGCCAGGCUAGGUCAAUCCCAAGAUCUGUUGGAUAUGGGACAUUCUUUGCUACAUCGCUCAACUUGCCCUUCCAAAGCAAGGGUUUGUCAGAAGCAUACAUGGGAUUUACUGGAAGAAGAUUACUCUUGCAUGAAGGUGCAGGUGGGAUGGAGCACAGUGCUUUUGGACAAUGGUUGGGAUGGUUGAUGGCUGCUAUUUAUAUGGGAGGCCGAAUCCCUCAAAUAUUGUUGAACGUUAAAAGAGGUAGCGUGGAGGGCUUGAACCCGCUGAUGUUCAUAUUUGCUCUGCUGGCCAACCUCAGUUAUGUCUUAAGUAUUGUUGUUAGAACCAGGGAAUGGGAGAAAAUAAAGCCCAAUUUGCCUUGGCUACUGGAUGCAGUCGUCUGUGUCGCACUCGACUUAUUUAUUUUGUUGCAGUACAUUUACUACAGAUACUUCCCAAAGAAUGGAGCAGACUUCACGGACCCAAGUAAAGCCUGAUGAUUGAUGGCAAUAUUGCCUUCCAUUUUUGGAAUAAUCAAGUUUCUAUUUACUAGUGACUACUGAGAUUGUUCAAUGUGACCCCUCCAUAUGCUUGAGGCUCUUGAGAUUAUGCUCUAAAUUCUUAGUUCUUUUUUUUUUUUUUAAAUUGCGGAAUGAGUAAUUACGAAUUUACUUGGAGGAGUGUGGAUUACUUCGUUUCUUUUGAGUGACAACAAUGUUUGGAGGGAUCUCAGUAAUAAU
Molecule: messenger RNA, 1423 nt
Organism: Tripterygium wilfordii
Lineage: Eukaryota; Viridiplantae; Streptophyta; Magnoliopsida; Celastrales; Celastraceae
Product: probable vacuolar amino acid transporter YPQ2
Exons: 12
Coding region: 44-1180 (378 amino acids)
Source: RefSeq, a predicted model, not a curated record